Messenger RNA from Daphnia pulicaria, 1154 nucleotides. RefSeq names its product FGGY carbohydrate kinase domain-containing protein-like. Gene Ontology annotation, biological process: carbohydrate metabolic process. The transcript is spliced from 5 exons. Lineage: Eukaryota; Metazoa; Arthropoda; Branchiopoda; Diplostraca; Daphniidae. The record is from RefSeq and is a predicted model, not a curated record. Bases 1 to 993 code for a protein of 330 amino acids. Gene Ontology annotation, molecular function: kinase activity.
AUGAAAAUAUUCAAUUUGAUGACAGGAAGCAACAUCAAAUUCCCUGGCUCUCCACAAGGCUCAGGUCUGACAUUUUCUGUUGCCCAUGAGUUGGGAUUAAAACCAGGCACUCCGGUCGACACUUCCCUGAUUGAUGCAUAUGCAGGAGCCCUUGGAUUAUUUGCUUGUCAUGCCGAUGCUCCAGUGGAUCAGAGACUAGCACUCAUUUGCGGUACUUCAACGUGCCAUAUGCUGAGCGUAUCUCAACCGACAUUUGUCAAUGGAGUGUGGGGUCCAUAUGCCUAUGUCUUACUGCCAGGAAUGUGGUUGUUGGAAGGCGGGCAAAGCGCUACUGGGAAAUUAUUGGACCAUAUCGUCGAGACGCAUCCGUGUUAUACGUCGUUAAAAGAGCGAUUGCCGUGGACGAUUUCCAUCGCAGAAGAACUUUCUCGAAUCCUCCAUACCAUGUCACGCCCGACUGGACGACCCUUUUCCAAUUUGACUAAAGAUGUCCAUGUGUGGCCGGAUUUUCAUGGUAAUCGCUCUCCUUUAGCGGACCCUAAUGUUAAAGGCAUGAUUUGCGGUAUGACUUUGGACGCGUCAGAAGAGAACCUAGCGUUGCAUUACCUGGCCACCAUUCAGGCUUUAUGCUAUGGGACUCGUCAUAUAAUUGAAUCUAUGAGAGAACGCGACGUUGAAAUUGGGUGUUUGUUGCUUUGCGGUGGAUUGACCAAAAUCGACUUGUUCGCUGCCACCAUGGCCGACGCCGUUGGUCUGCCCGUUGUUCUUCCCAACAAAAAAGAGUCUGUUCUUCUCGGUUCAGCGAUGCUGGGAGGAGCCUGCGCUUCAACGCAUUUCUCCUCUCUCAACGAAGCAAUGAUCAAAAUGGGUGGUCAUGGAAAAACAAUUCAACCGAACCAACAAGACAGAAAGUUCCACGAUCGCAAGUACAGAGUCUUUAUGAAAAUGCUGCAGGAUCAAAAAGAUAAUGAAAAGAUCAUGAACUCCAACUAAAUUGUAAGUGCAAGGACGACAUUCCAUUUCCUUCUACCCAGUGAACCACACUUGCAUGGACGAACAACUAUCAACUGUAGUGUUUUCUUCUUAGUCGACUGUUAUUCCCUAGCUGGAUGUAUUAAAGUUGAUUUAAUGUAAAUAGAAUGUAGUCGAAUUAG